AAGUCAGAGGCGGUUCCUAUUACUAUUCUCCAAGUAAUUUCAUCGUAUAUCUCAUCUAAUUCCAGUAGGACCAUACGGUAUUAGCCUAUCACCAUGAGCUUCUCUAUCCUCUUCUAUUUCACCCGCAAACCCGGGGUCUCCCCGGAAGAGUUCAAAGAACACCUUGAGAACAUCCAUAUGCCUAUCCUGCAAGAGGUAGCUGGUCCGCACUUCCCGUUAUCUCACACUCGGCACUAUAUCCAGCGCACCGAGGGCCAAGGCGAGGGCACUACUCGGAAUGCCACGACCCCGGCUCAACUCAUCCUCGGGUCCCAAGCUGACUUCGACUACGACGCCGUUGCCGAGUUGAUAUUUAAGGAUGCUGCGGCCUUCCAGGCUUUCAUGGCAUUCUCCCACACCCCUGAGAAAGCCGCCAAGGUCGGGGCCGACCAGGAGCUCUUUCUCGACCGCUCCCAGCUGCGCGCCGUUGUUUUAGGUGGGACUGAAGUCACAAAAAGGGGAUAGAGGUACCUAGAUUGAUUGAACUCUAGUAUGCUAGAGUAGCAGUUAUUUCUCAUGGUCGUUGGAAAUAACGCACUCUGAGAGUUGAACGUUAGCGGUACCUUUUCCGGAAAUUUCAUAGGAGUUGGAAUGAUAUUAGAACGAAAUCAAAAUUCUAGAGCGCUAACUUCUCCUAUUAUAUUUUGUGGACGGUUGGCUCACUGAGGCUUUCAAUAAAGGUGACGUUUGACUUAUGCGUACAUGUUGUCUAUGUGAUGACUCCUGAGAGAAAAUUCUCCACAUUGCUUACUUCUGCGAUAUUACGUGAAGAUUUGGGAGAAGGAUUGUAUGAACGAAAUAUAGGCAAGGCAUCAAGUAAAUAAAGCCUUUAUUCCCGAAGUCAGCCUAUUCUUGUGCACCUCUUCU
Messenger RNA from Daldinia caldariorum, 906 nucleotides. Its product is annotated as EthD domain-containing protein. The record is from RefSeq and is a predicted model, not a curated record. The transcript has a single exon. The coding region runs from base 94 to 504 and encodes 136 amino acids. Lineage: Eukaryota; Fungi; Ascomycota; Sordariomycetes; Xylariales; Hypoxylaceae. Gene Ontology annotation, molecular function: oxidoreductase activity.